Trematosphaeria pertusa is the source of this 715-nucleotide messenger RNA. RefSeq lists its product as uncharacterized. The record is from RefSeq and is a predicted model, not a curated record. Lineage: Eukaryota; Fungi; Ascomycota; Dothideomycetes; Pleosporales; Trematosphaeriaceae. The coding region runs from base 194 to 544 and encodes 116 amino acids. The transcript has 2 exons.
CUGGACACGGACAGACUAAGGUGAUAGGUUGGAGCCUGCGACAGAAGGCAAGGAGCAAGAGAAUACCGCGGAGAUCAUUUCAAGACUGCACAAUUCUUCGACCUCUACUGCCGAGAUCACUCUACAACUGACCACUCUCGAGAAUGCGCCGGAAGCAGAGCAACCCUGAUCCCUUCGACACCGACAGUCCUCGAUGGAAUUUGUGAACGUGAAAACGAUCGUGUCCGCUCACCGAGCCCAUUAUCCCACCUUCAGACGCUCCCAUCCGGAAACGGCCACGCCACACAAGGAAAGAGACUUGGAAAGUACGAGAAGCGAAGGAAGCAGGAGAGGCAAGGAAGGCAUUGGCAUCUCGCAAGAAACGCGAAGGAGGAGCAAGACGCCGAAGGCGUUUAACAAAAUAUUCGUGCUAUUCUUAUACCACUACUACAUUUGUCCUACACGCAGAUUACGUGCUAACGGCGCGUGCAAAGGGACGGAAACAGGCCCUGUUAAGAUGUUGGUUUCGGUUGAUGAAAUUUUUUUUAAUACUUCGAAAGGCUAGGCUAUUCACACGUGGAGAACGAGAAUUUUUGUGCGUCAGUUCGUAUCCCGGCAUUAAAAUACGCGUGCUUGGUUCGAGAUAAGCAAGCGCAAAAUAUUCCUACAUAAACCUAUCGAGUGGAGAAUUUCUCCCAUGUUACAUCCAAAUAAGUUAGACCCCUUAGCCAAGACG